AUGGACGUGGUGUUGGAGGUCCUCCGUACGUCCAACAAUAAUGACGAGCGCAAAAAAGCCGAUGCACAGCUGCGCCAGAUGCAGGAAAGUGAUCCGCAAGCUUUCCUCAUGCUUACGUGGGAUGGCAUAUCCUCCACUGCGGUAGAUACGACUACACGUUUCUUUCUCGCAUCGACGGUGGUUCAAUUUGUUGAGCAGUCAUGGCAACAUAGUGUCCCUAAAGAUCUACAAGUAGUCAUGAUAAACCGCUACCUGCAUUUGCUUCUUUGUAGUGAGCCCCUACCAUCGGUGACACUCGCGCGGAAGGUCGCACUGCUCUUGGGACUCAUGCUUAAGCGGUGCAAUGCACGCGGUGAGCCUGGGGCGUUGCCUCCACCAUUAGAGCAUGCGGGUAAAAUGAUUGGGGAAUCGGUGGUGCAUGCAGUGAACAACCUAAGCCCCACUUUAAUAGGUUUGGCAACGCAAUAUCUUCUUGUACUCCACGUUGUGUUGAAGGAAAUGGAAGGUAAACGAGUUGGUGGUGUUUUUCCGAGGUUGUGUGCUUCACUCGUACCAGUCAUGUCCAGCGUCUUCGUGUCAAGUGCGACGUGGGAUUAUGUGACGUGCUAUAUGCCACUAUUGUACAUGAUGAAGUGUGUAUUGCGUGUGUUUGGCUCUGGUGUGUUUGAUGCUGGGUUCUAUCCACACCUCUUGGACAUUACCUGGCGAUUGGCGCACUCCGUUUCCGUCACCGGACAACCCACGGAACGUGUGGAACGAGGACAGCGACUGAUGGAGUACGCAAUAAAAGUACAGUUGAAGAUGUUGAGUGUCUUCCCGAGCAAGAUGGAUGGUCUUCCUCCUGCAUUUUUUAUUUCCCAAGGGAACGGUGACAUGGAAGAUAGGUCACUACUUGCACUGUUGGUCGCCAUCAUCGAAAGUCCGAUUGGAACGGUGGUGACGGAGAAGCUUGUUUGCCGUGCUCUACUGACCUUUAAGGCUCUCUUAACGGUGGAGGAUUCACAGCCGUUCGUAGCGAAUUGCGUAAUUGCACUGGCCAACGCACCACAGCUCCUGAGUCGCGUAAUCGAUCGUAUUACCUAUUUUCUUGCAGAUGCAACAGGUGAUGCAGUUCUUCGCGCGUGGGACUUGAGUCCGGAGCAUCACGCUGCUGAGUUAGAAAGGUUGAUAGAUGAUACAGAACACGUAUCGUCAUGUGCGGAGGAGCUGUUGCUAGCUCUCACAGGUUCCACACACUGCUCCGAAAGCAGUUUACGCUUAACAUGGGAGGUUGCAAAUACCUUGCUCGACAGAGGUGGUGUGGAAGAAGUGACGGCAGCGCUCCAUGUUAUUGGUAUUUGUUGUUACACCAUGGCUGACGGGCCGUACUCUGCCAGCUUCAUGAACUUUCUGGCGGCGAAACUCCUCCCUAUAAUAACCGCUGCUGCAACUAGCACAGUUGGUGACCAAAUUUAUCCCUCCCCAUUCGUGCUUCGGCGAGUGGUGUGGGUUGUUGGGAUGUGGUGUGAAUCCGUAAAGGGCUCUGUGGCUCGGAGUGAGGUGCACAGAGCCCUUACUUCACUACUCAGAGCCCCCACCCAUGUGGUUUUGCAACUUUGUGCACUGCAGGCAAUCGGGCAUUUUAUUUUGGAUUUGAAUUUCAGCAUUGAGGAUGUCCCAGCUGAAUGCGUACAAGGCACACUGUGUGCCAUUCAAAACCUUCUGCCGCAGUUAAGUGCCCCUGCCACAAUCGAACAACUAGCAGGUCUUGUUCAGGGUUUGAUAGCUCGAAAACUUCUUCAUGUUGGUAGUGGGGAACUAUUGUUGGACAUGAUGCUCCCUGCCGUGUACAGGGCGAUAAGUGGCGCGCAACGCACCCCUGACGGGGAAGCCGAUCACAGCGGCGGGAACGACGACGGGGAUGAGGAAAGCGAUGACGAUGUGUCUUUGCAGGGUCGUUGUAUAGGUUUACUUUUGGAAUGUGUUCAUAGUUGCGUAACUAUUGCCGCACCGGAACUUGAAGAACGUGUGUGGUCACUAUUCAGAGCAAUUGUUCUUCCCUGCACUGAACCUGGGAGCCGCUUGGCUCUAUGGGCCGAUGAACAGGCAUGGGAACUGCUGCUGUCCAUGUGCUGCGCUGCACGGUCGUGGUUACCGGAAACGAACGAUGCUCUGCUUUUCUGUUUGGAUAAUAUGACUCGUGAGAUAUCCUCACGGCACAUUGUGGUCCGUUGCGUAUAUUCGAUUCUGUUGUUAUGUCCAGAACCAGCGAAGCACAUCAGUGUCGCGUUGGUGGAUCACGCUAUGGCAGAGCUCACACAAACUUGCAGCAGUGAUGUUGCUAGCGCGUACUUUGCUCUCCUGGCGGUGAUGCUGCGGCGUGGGGAGGUGACGUUGCGUUGCCACUUGCUGAGUUUAGCCCUCCACAAGUUUCUCAGCAUCAAGUCUGUGCACUCCGAGUCCUUCAGUGAACAACUAGCACUCCUUCUCGCAUGGGGUUUCUUGACUUAUGGUGAUUGUGAAAAUUGGGAAGUUAUACUUCUCGACACGGUGGCAAAGGUCCUUUUACACCACCCGAAUGCAAAUUCUUUCGUGGAAUGGAUUGUAUUACUUUUUGACGUCUCCCCGGGCCCAUUCGUGACAGAACAACUUGUGCGUCUGUUGCAACACUCACUCAGUGCACAACACACGGUACUCCUCCAGCUCAUCGGGGAAGAUGAUAGGGCUAUGGCACGGAAAGUAGUUGAAGGGACUCUACUGCCUCCAUCAUCCAUGCAGGAGCGAGGUGCGGAUACGGAUGAGGCUGGAGAGUUGGUGCGUGAUCCGACCGAAAUGUUGAUGGAAUUAUUCGGUGACACAGCAUUGAUCGGUGCUUCGCCGCACGUCAUUCGCUUGUGCAGAUUGUUUGACGUAUGCACGAUUUCUUAG
Trypanosoma brucei brucei TREU927 is the source of this 2907-nucleotide messenger RNA. RefSeq lists its product as hypothetical. The record is from RefSeq and is a predicted model, not a curated record. Bases 1 to 2907 code for a protein of 968 amino acids. Lineage: Eukaryota; Euglenozoa; Kinetoplastea; Trypanosomatida; Trypanosomatidae. Gene Ontology annotation, cellular component: cytosol; nuclear envelope. The transcript has a single exon. Gene Ontology annotation, biological process: protein import into nucleus. Gene Ontology annotation, molecular function: small GTPase binding.